Gossypium raimondii (Peruvian cotton) is the source of this 1767-nucleotide messenger RNA. Its product is annotated as protein DETOXIFICATION 27. NCBI's taxonomy places the organism in Eukaryota, Viridiplantae, Streptophyta, Magnoliopsida, Malvales, Malvaceae. Gene Ontology annotation, molecular function: antiporter activity; xenobiotic transmembrane transporter activity. The transcript is spliced from 8 exons. Bases 85 to 1557 code for a protein of 490 amino acids. The record is from RefSeq and is a predicted model, not a curated record. Gene Ontology annotation, cellular component: membrane. Gene Ontology annotation, biological process: xenobiotic detoxification by transmembrane export across the plasma membrane.
GAAACAACAAGGUCCUGAGUUUUUCAGUUCAUUGAACCCCCAAGAAAAAGAAAUAGAUCGAUAGACGAGAAGCGAGCAGAAAAUAUGUCGAGUAAUGGUGCGUUGAAGGAAGCAAAGGUCCCUUUGGUUGAAGAUUUAGGUCCGGCUGAAGGAUUGAAAGGUGAACAAGAUGAUCAAAACCAAUCCCUUAGGAGACGGGUAUGGAUUGAAUCAAGAAAGCUUUGGCAGAUAGUUGGCCCUGCAAUCUUCAGCCGCCUUGCCUCUUACUCCAUGCUGGUUAUCACUCAAGCCUUUGCAGGCCACCUUGGGGAUCUCGAGCUUGCUGCCAUUUCCAUUGCAAAUAAUGUCAUCGUGGGGUUCGACUUUGGCCUCCUGUUGGGGAUGGCGAGUGCUCUCGAGACCCUGUGUGGCCAAGCCUUUGGAGCAAAGAAAUACUACAUGUUGGGCGUAUACAUGCAACGUUCAUGGAUUGUUCUUUUCCUAUGUUGUAUUUUGCUUUUGCCUUUGUAUCUCUUUGCUUCCCCGGCGUUGAAACUAUUGGGACAGCCGCAAGAUGUGGCGGAGCUAUCGGGGAUCGUUUCUAUGUGGAUGAUACCGCUUCAUUUCAGCUUUGCGUUUCAGUUUCCCCUGCAAAGGUUCUUGCAGAGCCAGCUUAAAAACAUGGUGAUUGCAUGGGUUUCCCUGGUGGCUCUCUUGGUCCAUAUCUUCAUAAGUUGGGUGUUUGUGUAUAGGCUUCAGCUUGGGGUGGUUGGGACUGCGGUUACCUUGAAUUUUUCUUGGUGGAUUUUGGUUUUGGGACUCUUUGCCUACACUGUUUGCGGAGGGUGUCCUCUUACUUGGACCGGUUUCACCAUUGAAGCAUUUUCUGGCCUUUGGGAUUUCAUCAAACUCUCAGCCGCCUCUGGAGUCAUGCUUUGCUUGGAGAACUGGUACUAUAGAAUAUUAAUUUUGAUGACCGGAAAUCUCCAAAACGCAGAGAUAGCCGUUGAUGCUCUGUCCAUAUGCAUGUCAAUUAAUGGAUGGGAAUUGAUGAUACCAUUCGCAUUCUUUGCUGGAAUCGGAGUUAGGGUGGCAAAUGAGCUUGGAGCUGGAAAUGGGGAAGGAGCCAAGUUUGCAACAAUAGUUUCAGUGGUGACAUCAGUUAUAAUUGGGAUCUUCUUCUGGUUGUUGAUUAUGAUAUUCCAUGAUAAGUUUGCUCUCAUAUUCUCCACAAGCCAACCAGUUUUGGAAGCAGUAAGCAAGCUCUCACUUCUCUUAGCCUUCACCAUUUUGCUCAACAGUGUUCAGCCCAUUCUAUCUGGAGUGGCAGUGGGGUCUGGAUGGCAAUCCUACGUGGCUUACAUAAAUCUGGGUUGCUACUAUCUCAUAGGGGUUCCACUAGGAUUCUUGAUGGGAUGGGUCUUCCACCUAGGAGUAAUGGGAAUUUGGGCUGGAAUGAUAUUCGGAGGGGCAGCAGUUCAGACGGCGAUUCUUGCGUUUAUUACAAUGCGGUGUGAUUGGGAGAAGGAGGCAGAAAAGGCAAGGUUGCACGUGAGGAAGUGGUCAGCGAUAAACUAAUGAUUAAUCAACACACUUUUUAUAGUGACCCGAAUGGCCUUCAUCAUCUUUUAAUUUAAGAGGGCCUACUAUAUUUUGAUUCACAAUUACAAGUAUUAAAAGAUUGAAAUCCUUUGUUUGUAAUAUUUGUUUUCUCAUUGCUGGUACAACCAUCUUUGUAAUUUUCUUUAUUUUUCGAAUGAAAUUGCUAAAGUGAUGUUCAAGUGUAAA